This is a messenger RNA of Malaclemys terrapin pileata, 1289 nucleotides long. It is a transcript of the gene PRR15, whose product is annotated as proline rich 15. The transcript has 2 exons. The record is from RefSeq and is a predicted model, not a curated record. The coding region runs from base 475 to 828 and encodes 117 amino acids. NCBI's taxonomy places the organism in Eukaryota, Metazoa, Chordata, Testudines, Emydidae.
CCCUUGAAACGCAUCCGCCACGCAGCCGGUCUCGGCCGCACCGGAGGGAUGGUGAGGUGCAGGUGGCUUCUCUAACGGACGUUGCCCGAAUGGCCUGUUAAGGAGCGGCUGAGAGGCUCACCUGCAAAGCGGGAGGGCGGGCGCCUGAAGGUCGGCUCCGGGCUCUUUUCCCCCGGCGCCGGCCGGCAGCAGCAGCCUGUUGCAUUGGCAGCGGGAGUUCCCCUGGGACCAGAGCCGGCUACCUGCGUUCUCCGCCCCGCAGGGACACUCGCCGCGGCUCCCCCCUGCAGGCGCGGGCCCUAGGGCGGAGGGAGCCUCGCCGCCGCCGGCCCUCGCAGAUUCCCGCCAGGAGCCGCGCCGCGAGCGCCCCGGGGAGUUCCCUGCCUCGCACGUGGUCGCAGCCCAGGUGAGCCGAGCCGGAGCGGGGAGCGGCUGCCUCCUGCCCAGGCGGCGGUGGCUGGGCGCCGGGAGAAGAUGGCUGACAGCACCGCGGCCACGGGCUCCUGGUGGAAAGCGCUGACCAGCAGCAGGAAAAAAGCCAAGGAGGGGCCGGUGGCCGGAGCGCCGCCGCCCCCGGCUGAGCCAGCCCUGGCGCCGGCGCCCCCCGACCCGGACUCUCGGGAGAACCAGCAGCCCAACUUCAGCAGCAGCGAGCCCAAGUUCGGCGAGAAGCCCGGCGGCGGCGGCGGCAGCAGCCGCAGGAACCUGAAGAUCUCCCGCUCCGGCCGCUUCAAGGAGAAGCGCAAGGUGCGAGCCCCUCUGCUGGCCGAGAGCCCCAAGCUGUUCGAGGGCAGCGCGCCCAGCCACGCCGGCGAGGAGAGGCAAUAGCUGCGGCUGUUUGCUGCCCUACAGCCUCCGUCUGACCGAGACUGGCCCUUGCAGCCAGUCCCCCAGCUCUCGCUCCUCCACCACCCAAGGAGCCGUGACUCCGUGUGGGCUAGAGGAGGAGACACCUGCUGCUUUGGAAACGCCUCGGGUGCCUCUCGUCGCUAGGAGGAGGCCUUCCAUCCCCGGGGGGCGCGGUGACCCCGCUGUAACCAGGGCAGGGAUGAACCUAUUCUCUCGUUCGGAUUCCAAAUUUUGGAAACAAAAAUAAUCCCAGCGCCGUGUGUCUCUGUUCCUGGCUGCUGCACUUUGGACUGGAAUAUCACCCUCGCUGGCUGGAGCUGACCAGCGCUGCCCUGCUGCUUAUUUUAGGGGGUAGGGCGGGUACCUUUCUUGAUCAAAAAUAGCUCAAGCAAAUGGGGAUGAAUUUUAAUAAUGAAAUAAAGCUGAAGUGUAAAUGCAGA